Molecule: messenger RNA, 2626 nt
Organism: Aspergillus pseudonomiae
Lineage: Eukaryota; Fungi; Ascomycota; Eurotiomycetes; Eurotiales; Aspergillaceae
Product: anaphase promoting complex subunit CDC23
Exons: 5
Coding region: 453-2495 (680 amino acids)
Biological process (GO): cell division
Cellular component (GO): anaphase-promoting complex
Molecular function (GO): protein binding
Source: RefSeq, a predicted model, not a curated record
CUUCGCAUAGGCCAGGAUAUCUUCAGCCAAGGAGGGGAAGAUCUCCUCAGGUCAAUAUACCCCGAUCGGUAAAGCCCCUCUGCACUUUGUUUGCCCUGUUUGCCAUCCCGGCCCAUUCACCAAUCAGGAGUUCAGCCCUCGCGGAACUGUACUUGGGUUCAACUGGAUGCUUGUUGAUGUUGAUGCCUUUCUGAUUCUUUUUCCUUGUACCCACCCGGUGACAUUCGCGAUCAUUUAGCGCCUCCGCCGGCGACUGGAACUGUGGAGAUCGAUCUGUCAGCUGUCUCACUCAGAAAUUACCAACAAAGAACGGAACAGCCUUGUUUCGCGCGAGUGUCCCCCACCAUACAAACAACCGCGCAUGGACAUGAUUGGCACGAAAACUCAUUAUUGACUGACCGCCAUAACUACGAAUCUCUGAAGAAACCGAGCCUAAAAUAUUACUCGUCGCCAUGGCGGCGCAAUUCACCGAAGAAAACGUACAGGAGCUCAAGUUCCGGCUCGAGGACGCCACCGUAAAAUGUUCCGAACGCUGCUUAUACCAGUCUGCCAAAUGGGCGGCGGAAAUGCUUGACGCCAUUGUACCGAUUGACCAAUAUGACACAGACCCCGAAUCCCCAAUGGACAUUCCCGAUACACCCUCGACUCGUCCAAAUCCCUACCUGCGAACCCAAGAUCCUGUCGAAGCUUCCCUUGAAGCCCAAGAGUCCUACAAGUACCUCCUAGCCAAGUCAUAUUUUGAUACGCGCGAAUACGAUCGUUGUGCAGCGGUGUUUCUGCCGCCUACGAUACCCCCCGUUGCACUUUCUACGUCGUCGCCGAACCAAAAGAAGAGACAGUCGUUAACCCCACAGAAGGGCAAGUCGAAGUCAUCCCAGUAUGCAGGAGGGAAGGAUAGCAACGUGUCUAGGAACCCAUAUCCCAGAUUGAGCCAGAAGUCAUUAUUCCUGGCGCUGUACGCCAAAUACCUAGCGGGCGAGAAACGGAAAGACGAGGAGACCGAGAUGGUGCUGGGACCGGCCGACGGGGGUGCGACAGUUAAUCGAGAAUUGCCAGAUCUUGCGCGAGGGCUAGAAGGAUGGCUAACAGAGCGUCGGGAGAAGGGCAUGGAAGAUCGCAAUCAGGGAUGGCUAGAAUACCUCUACGGGGUCAUUCUUCUCAAAGGGCGAAACGAGGAGGAGGCCAAAAAGUGGCUCAUAAGGAGUGUUCACUUGAACCCAUUCCAUUGGGGCGCCUGGCAGGAGUUGAAUGAUCUUCUCUCAAGUACAGAAGAUUUGAAACAAGUCGUCGACCUGCUCCCGCAGAACAUUAUGACCCUGCUUUUCCACGUAUACUGUAGUCAAGAACUAUAUCAAGCCACUGAAGACACGUACCAGGCUCUCUCGGAGCUUGAAACGAUCUUUCCCAACAGUGCCUUUCUCAUGACCCAGAGAGCUCUCCUCUACUACCAUUCGAAAGACUUCGAAGAAGCAUCACGUAUUUUUACCGAGAUAUUGAUUGCAUCCCCUCACCGACUCGACAGCCUCGAUCAUUACUCCAAUAUACUAUACGUGAUGGGCGCGCGUCCCCAGCUGGCCUUCGUCGCCCAAGUUGCAACAGCAACAGACAAGUUCCGACCCGAAACCUGUUGCGUCGUCGGAAACUACUACUCACUCAAGUCCGAACACGAAAAAGCCGUGAUGUACUUCCGUCGCGCCUUAACACUAGACCGCAAUUUCCUCUCAGCCUGGACCCUGAUGGGCCACGAGUACAUCGAGAUGAAGAACACGCACGCGGCGAUUGAAUCCUACCGCCGCGCCGUGGACGUCAACCGGAAAGACUACCGAGCCUGGUACGGUCUCGGCCAGGCAUACGAAGUCCUCGACAUGUCUUUCUACGCUUUAUUCUACUACCAACGUGCCGCCGCACUGCGACCGUACGACCCGAAAAUGUGGCAAGCCGUCGGAUCCUGCUACGCCAAAAUGGGUCGUGUUCCGCAGAGUAUCAAAGCCCUCAAACGCGCCCUCGUAGCCGGCUCCUACUACGCCGAAGACCCAUCCCAAAUGGGAGGCUCAGGUCGCAAGAUCCUCGAUCCAGAAACCCUCCACCAAAUCGCAACACUGUACGAACGUCUCGGCGACGAUGAAGAAGCAGCCGCCUACAUGGAACUCACCCUGCAGCAAGAAUCAGGACAAAUGCCCGUGGAAGAAGACGCCUCUUCCGACAACGAAAACGACGACGACCAAUCCGAGGCCGGAGCAAAACAAUCCUCACGCCGAGCCCAUCAAUCCUCAUCGUAUAACCAAAACGACGACGAUGAUGACUCUUGGCACGGCACAGGGCCGACAGUCACGACUUCGAAAGCGCGGCUGUGGCUCGCGCGGUGGGCCUUGCGAAACGGGGAUCUCGAACGCGCGGACCAGUUGGCGGGUGAACUGUGCCAGGAUGGAGUUGAGGUCGAGGAGGCGAAGGCGUUGAUGAGAGAUGUGAGGGCUAGAAGAGAAGGCGAUGAGUAGUCUGCUUUACUUGGGCUGUCCACUCUGUAUUGUUAUGUUUUGCCUUGAACAGGCUUUCAUUCUUACGGUAGCGAGGCGUUUGUGCUGGGAGUGCUUACGACCUGAUGUUUUCAUCUUGAGGCUGGGCUGGG